UAGUGUAGAUAGUACUAGUUAUUGUAGUAUUUAUUUUAUUAUUGUAGUAUUUACUGUAGUAUUUUAACAUUGUAGUAAUGAUGAUAGUAUUGAUAGUGUUGGUAGUGGUAUUGAUAAUAGUCCUGAUAGUAUUGAUAAUAGUACUGAUGGUGUGUAUUGUCGUGGUGUAGUGGUGUGUAUUGUCGUAAUUAUAGUAUAAGUUUGUAGUACUGUAUGUUCCAGCAGGAGGAGGCAAUGGUCACAUCUCCAAAGGUCCUGGUUACCGGGGCAACGGGUCUCCUGGGUCGGGCUGUGUGCAAAGAGUUUCAGAACAAUGGCUGGUUGGUUACUGGGACCGGAUACAGGAGGGCCAGGCCCCGCCUCCUUCGCUGUGACCUCACAGAUGAGGACGCCGUCAGAGGACUUCUGCACGAAUACAAGCCCGAUGUAGUCGUCCACUGUGCAGCAGAGAGGCGUCCGGAUGUCGUAGAGAGACACACUGAAGCUGCAGUAAAUCUCAACGUGCACGCCACCAGCACGCUUGCCAAGGAGGCAGGUGGGUGAUGUCAAGGUUGUGCAAGCCAGCAGGAUUACUUCACAGAGCACGUUACCAUAGUAACUGACUCAGGGUGAUGCCGAGCAUGUUACCAUAGUAACUGACUCAGGGACGCUGAGCUGGCGUUUCCC
Plectropomus leopardus (leopard coralgrouper) is the source of this 666-nucleotide messenger RNA. NCBI's taxonomy places the organism in Eukaryota, Metazoa, Chordata, Actinopteri, Perciformes, Serranidae. The record is from RefSeq and is a predicted model, not a curated record.